AUGCGUGUUGCUGUGAUUGGUGCUGGGCCCGGAGGCCUGGCAGCUGCAAAAUACUUGCAUGCCGAGAAUGCAUUCUCUGCUAUCUCAAUUUUUGAGCAACGCGAUGAAGCCGGCGGGGUUUGGUGCUAUACCGCUCACAACGCCGUAGACGAGAGCUUUGCUAUUCCUCACACAACACCCCAGACAACGCCGGACACGCCUGUUUCUACGAAGAAAGAAGCAAGUUCUGAGAAUGUGGUGUUUCAAUCACCGGUAUAUGAUCUCCUGGAGACAAAUAUUCCCCACACUUUGAUGAACUAUUCGGAUUGGAAAUUUCCCACGGGGACAUCUUUGUUUCCCUCGCAUCAAACCGUCAAGGAGUAUUUGCAAGACUAUGCAAAGACCUUGCUCCCGUCUAUCUCGUUUCACACUCAAGUUGUCGAUGUCAAGCCUCUCGACGAAAGCAAUAAAGACUCUGGUUGGGUUCUCUCUGCUCUCGAUCUUCGGACUAAGGAAGUUUCAACUCAUGAGUUUGAUUAUGUUGUGGUUGCCAAUGGUCAUUACAGUGAUCCCUAUGUCCCAGACAUUGCCGGUAUUCGAGAAUGGAGUCAGGCGUAUCCUGAUUCGGUAUCGCAUUCAAAAUAUUACCGUCGGGCGGAGCAAUACGCAAACAAAAAAGUCAUCGUUGUAGGAAACUCAGCUUCAGGAAUUGACGUGAGUGUCCAAAUUGCCACUGUAGCGCAACGCCCGCUUCUGGUGUCAGAGCGGACUGGAUCCCCACCAUAUCUAAACGACAAUCCAAAUAUCAGAAUUGUACCUGAGAUUGCCGAGUUUCUCAUUGUGGAUCGCGCAGUUCGUUUCAUAGAUGGUCACGUCGAAAAAAAUGUUGACCAUGUAUUACUCUGCACGGGCUAUCUCUAUUCAUUUCCUUUCCUACCCUCAUUACUGCCACCGGCGGUGACCCCAGAUGGGAAUCGCCCUUCCAACUUGUUCCAGCACAUCUUUUACUACCCUCGACCAACACUGACAUUCAUUGGACUGCCGCAAAAAAUAAUCCCUUUCCCGUUAUCCGAGGCACAGGCCGCAGUCAUAGCACGGGUGUAUUCCGGACGGUUGCAACUUCCCUCCCUGUCGGAAAUGAAGGAGUGGGAGACCAACUGGAUUGCGAAGCAUGGCCCAGGAAAAAGUUUCAACGUGCUUGGGUAUCCUCUUGAUGCCGAAUACCUGAAUAGCCUUCACGAUUGGAGCUUGAGAGCAACAAAACGAGAUGGGUUGAGUAACAACGGUCGCGGGAAGAACCCACCAUAUUGGAAUGAAAAGGACCAGUGGUUACGGAAAUUGACACCCAUGAUAAAGGCUGCAUCGCAGGCUCUUGGAAGCAAGAGACGCGAAAUUACUGUUUUGGAAGAACUGGGUUUCGUUUAUGAUGAAAAUGAGAACGAAAGUGACGCAAAGUCCAAAAUCUAG
Molecule: messenger RNA, 1446 nt
Organism: Talaromyces atroroseus
Lineage: Eukaryota; Fungi; Ascomycota; Eurotiomycetes; Eurotiales; Trichocomaceae
Exons: 3
Coding region: 1-1446 (481 amino acids)
Molecular function (GO): N,N-dimethylaniline monooxygenase activity; flavin adenine dinucleotide binding; NADP binding
Source: RefSeq, a predicted model, not a curated record